AUGCCUCCAAGGAAACAGCAGAAGACACUCAUUGGGACAGAGCACCAGAAGUACGCCUCUACUCUUCUUGCUGGCUACGAUUCAAGCGACUCCAGCGACUCAGAGGACCAACAGGGUGAGCAGGAUGUGGAUGCAAACGACCAUGGAGAUGCUGCUGAGCAUGGCGACAGCAAUGCUGAAGACAACGACGACGACAGCGACCACGACAACGAUGAUGGAUUCCAAAAUGUCAUAAUAACCCACAACGAUUCUACAGGCGCUAACCUCGAUUUCUACCAAGAUGAAUAUCAGCUGGAAAGAAAAUUACAUGCCAAAUCACCUGUUGAUACUGUCAAUCAUGUUGAUAGUCAGAACGAGAGUGAAGCUGGAGGUCAAGAGGAGUAUCGAUAUGAUAAUGAAUAUUUUAAUGACAGCGGUAACGAUAACCAUAAUGAAAGUGAUAGUGACAUCGACAAUGAAUUUGCUAUAAAUAUGGAUGAACUAAAUAAUUUUGAUACCAAUUAUACUCAAUUUGAUAACGACAAUAAAACUGGUAGUUCCACUAAUAAUAUUAAUAUUAAUACUGAUAAAAAUGAAAAUGAAAAUGAAAACAACAACAUCAUCAUCAACAAUGAAAAUGAAUUUAUUUCUUUAUUACAUGAUUCAAAAUUGGAUCCCUUCAAAUUGUGGGAUACUCAAGUCAAUUUACUAGUUAAUGAUCAAAGAUUUUACUCAAUUGAUUCAAAUAAAAAGAGAAAACAAUUAUUCGAUAAUUGGUCCAAUUUAAUAAUUAAAAAUACGUCUUCUUAUACUACCACUACUACGGCUAAUACUACUACUAUUACUGAUAAUAAUAAUAGUAAUAAUGACGAUGAGGAAUCAAAAUUUAUUCAAUUCAUUCAAAACAAUUUUAACAAAAAUCUCUUCUAUGUUGAAUUUAAAAGAAAACACAAAAAAAAUCAUUUAUUCAACUCUUUAAACUUGUCUGAUAAUCAAAAGGAAAAAAUUUAUAGAAAUUUUAAAAAAAAUUAUGCCUUAAAUAAAAACACUAAAAAUAAACUAAAACUGAAACGCAAACGUGAAAAAAAUUAA
Molecule: messenger RNA, 1071 nt
Organism: Ascoidea rubescens DSM 1968
Lineage: Eukaryota; Fungi; Ascomycota; Saccharomycetes; Ascoideales; Ascoideaceae
Product: FF domain-containing protein
Exons: 1
Coding region: 1-1071 (356 amino acids)
Source: RefSeq, a predicted model, not a curated record